This is a messenger RNA of Culex pipiens pallens (northern house mosquito), 5906 nucleotides long. RefSeq lists its product as uncharacterized. Gene Ontology annotation, molecular function: serine-type endopeptidase activity. Bases 381 to 5537 code for a protein of 1718 amino acids. Lineage: Eukaryota; Metazoa; Arthropoda; Insecta; Diptera; Culicidae. The transcript has 21 exons. The record is from RefSeq and is a predicted model, not a curated record. Gene Ontology annotation, biological process: proteolysis.
AUCGAUGCUGCCGUCAAUACUCAAAGGGUGGCGGCUGCGGUCGGUGGCUGGGUGUCCGGUUGGGAGGCUCGUGGCGAAUCGGUUUACUUUUUCUCCAAUUAUUUUUUUCAUUUGUUGACUCAGUUACACAAAACCGAUAAAGAGAAGCAAAAAAAAAAGGUGUCCCGACUUGGUGGUGGGUUCGCGUAAGUGGACGCCAUCGUGGCCGUCGCAGUGAGCGCGAGGAAGCCGACACGAGGAAGUCGUUCCGAGGAAGAAGUCUGCCGAGAGUAGUCGAUUCAGGUGAACCGUUCGCCUUGGGUGAAGUUACGGACGUCGGUUCCAGUGCACAAUUCCGGAAGGAAGCCACGGAUGUACACGGCAGACAUCGAAUUCGAAGAAUGAGAAUACUCGCGGGUGAAGUGACGGUGAUCGUUUGCAAACUGGUUGUACUGUGGUCAUUGCACGGCGGAGAAACCGUCGGUGGUGCGGCCACCAGUGAAAGUGAACCGGUGCACCGGGUGCUGGAACGGUUGGAGAAGCUUAACCGGGUCGGGACGUCGGCGUAUCACGAUGACUUCAUCAACAGAAUAAACUACGAUGUUUACGUAACACCCGUGAUGAGUCCGCAGCAGCGUGCGGAGACGUUACGGUCCAAGAACCCGUUACUGUCGUGGCUGGCCAACGUGCUGACCUUCGGAGGAGCUGCGACCCAGACCCAGACGACACGACCGGAAGUGGCGCUGGACGAGGAACCGGAAAAAGCAUGCCCAAAGUGCACAUGUGGCGUAUCCCUCGUGACGUCCCGGAUCGUUGGCGGUGUAAAAGCAGAUAUCCUCGAGUUUCCCUGGAUGGUGAUGUUGCUGUAUAAGGGUACGUUCUACUGUGGCGGCUCGUUGGUUAGCGACCGUUACGUUCUGACGGCUUCGCACUGCGUGUUGAACUUCAAACCUAGCCAGAUCACGGUGAAAAUCUACGACCCCGCCAACUCCCGCAUGGUUUCACGAACGGUGGAGAAACUCUACGGGAACGAUCGGUUUAACUUGGAUACGUUCAACAACGAUAUCGCCCUGGUUAGGCUACUGCAACCGGUGAACGUGGUUGAUCAGUACGUGACCGUGUGCUUGCCAACGCCGGGGAAGAACUUUGCCGGAAUGGACGGAACCGUGGCCGGAUGGGGUAAGCUGUCUAACGGGACACUGUCACAGACGCUGCAGCAGGUCAAGGUGCCCAUCAUGACGAACCAACAGUGUAAAAAGAGUGCUUAUCGAGCAACCAGAAUUACGGACAAUAUGAUGUGUGCCGGGUACUCGGAAGGAGGUCGUGACGCGUGUCAGGGUGACAGUGGAGGACCACUUCUGGUUGGAGAUGCAACUCUUCGGGAGAUUGUCGGAAUUGUAUCGUGGGGUGAGGGUUGUGCCAAACCCAACUACCCAGGAGUGUACACCCGGGUGAAUCGAUACCUUCAAUGGAUCAAAACACACGCCAAAGAUGGCUGCUUCUGUGAUCCACCGGAAUACAGAGCAAAUUUACCUCUGGUUUGGGGACCAGUCCACGUUCAGUCCAGGUCCAGCCCGUUGGUGGUCAGUUGUUGCGCAGAACAGUUGGAGGCUGGAGCACGAUCCGUUCAAGUUUAUUUACAAAUGACUACGAUAAUUAUAGCGGUUGCGCUGGUGGCGUCCCUGGUAGUGGCCACGGGAGUUCUGUUCAACGUGAAACCGGUCAAUUCCGCAUCAUCGUCACGAGAGCUUUAUGGCUGGAGCAGCUAUCCGGCAGGGGGUCAUGAAAAUAAUGUAACUGUGCUGGAUCAGUACGCCGUAACCGCGAGCAGCCAAGAAGGAACACUGAAAGCACCCACGGCAAAUCGGAACGUUUGGACAUGGAUUUCGUCCAUUCUGGGGCUGCCCAUUGCAAGUGUGUUCGCAUGGCGGGCGACACCGACAAACUGUAAACUCUGCUCAUGUGGUGCCCCCCAGAACACUUCCCGCAUCGUCGGUGGCCAGGAUGCCCCGGAGGGACGCUACACGUGGAUGGUGGCGCUGUACUACAACAACAAGUUCAUCUGCGGCGGAUCGCUCAUCAACGACCGGUACGUGCUGACGGCGGCCCACUGCGUGUUCAACACGGAUCGGAGCCUGUUUUCGGUCAAGUUCCUGCUGUACGAUCGGUCCAUUCCGGCACCGGAAUCCUUCGAACGGCGCGUGUCGUACAUUAUGACGAACUGGUUCGUGAACGCUUUGGUGUUCAUAACGAACGAUUUGGCCCUGUUGAAGCUGAACGAGACGGUUCCGAUUGGCGAUAGUUUGUACCCGGUUUGUUUGCCCCAGGAGGGACCGACGUUCGCCGGAAUGGAGGGUAUCGUAACUGGUUGGGGAAAGCUGGGCAAUCGGACGUUCCCGACGAAGCUGCAGGAAGUGCGGGUGCCCAUUUUGUCCUACACUGACUGUGCCAACCAGAGUAGCUACCACAACUUCCAAAUCAACGAUCGGAUGCUGUGCGCUGGAGUGCCAGAGGGUGGCAUGGACUCCUGCCAAGGUGACAGCGGAGGUCCUAUGCAUAUUCAGGACGCCGAUACGGGAAAAUACGUGAUCGCAGGGGUUGUUUCGUACGGUUACGGUUGCGCUCAACCCUCGUAUCCAGGAAUCUACGCACGUGUCAACAGAUUUCUCUCGUGGAUCAAGUUCAACACCCGGGAUGCCUGCUACUGCAGCUUUUGUGGCGUCAACGGUCGAUCAAACCGAAUCGUCGGAGGUGCGGAGACGGUAGCCCACGAGUUCCCCUGGCUUGCCGGGCUGUUCCGCCAAGGAAAGCUGUACUGCGGCGCGUCUGUCCUGACCAAGAACUACCUCGUGACGGCAGCACACUGUGUCAACUCGUUCGAACCCAGCGAAAUUCGGGUAUACCUCGGAGGUCACAACAUUGCCAAAGAUUUCACGGAACUUCGACGAGUUAAGCGAAUAAUCGAUCACGAGGGAUUCGACAUCUUCACUUUCAACAACGAUAUCGCCCUGCUAGAGCUAGACAAACCGUUGCGCUACGGACCGACGAUCCAGCCGGCUUGUCUGCCGAACGGAAAUGAACGCGACUUCACCGGAAUGCUGGGAAUCGUUGCCGGCUGGGGACGAAUCGAGGAGAAGCGCCCUCCGUCCAAGACGCUGCGAUCGGUCGUCGUUCCCAUUUGGUCCCAGGAGCAGUGCCUGGAAGCCGGUUACGGCAGCAAGAAGAUCUCCGAGAACAUGAUGUGCGCCGGCUAUCACGACGGAAAGAAGGAUGCUUGCCAGGGUGAUAGCGGUGGCCCGAUGCACAAGAUGGGCAGCGAGGGCAGCAUGGAGGUCAUCGGAGUGGUGUCGUGGGGUCGCGGUUGUGCCCGGCCGAACCUGCCCGGAAUCUACACCCGCAUCGUCAACUACUUGCCGUGGAUACACGAGAAGCUGCAGGGAGAGUGUCUGUGCGUGCCGAAGGAUGUUGCCGCGCGGAAUAAAACGACAACAAUAACAACAAUGAAGUUCAACUCGUCAGCUGUGAUAGUUUCGGUGGUGGCGCUGCUCUUGACUGGAAAGUGCAGUGGAGCAUCGUGGUACAACAACUUCAGCUUUAACAACAACAACAACCAGAGUAGAGCGCUGGACCAUCGGAGUGGCCGGUUUUUGUUCGAUGCGCUCUUUGGGCUGGAUUCCAGUACAUUCUCGCUGGACGAUGACGGGCCCGAUGCGACCAACCUGGUCAAGAGCUGCGAUUGUGAAUGCGGCACAGCCAACCAGGAGACUCGCAUCGUUGGGGGACGACCCACCGGAGUCAACCAGUACCCCUGGCUUGCCCGGCUGGUUUACGACGGCCAGUUCCACUGCGGAGCCUCGCUGCUGACGCGGGACUACGUGCUGACGGCGGCUCAUUGCGUUCGGAGGUUGAAACGCAACAAGAUUCGAGUCGUCUUGGGAGAUCACGAUCAGUUUAUCGCUACGGAGACAACGGCAAUCCAGCGGGCUGUAACGGCUAUCAUCCGGCACCGGAGCUUUGACCAGAACUCGUACAACCAUGACAUUGCACUGCUGAAGCUGCGCAAGCCGGUUGAUUUCACGAAAACCAUCAAACCGGUGUGCCUGCCCAAGGAUCGCAGCGAACCGUCCGGUCAGAUUGGUACCGUGGUCGGAUGGGGUCGCACGUCCGAGGGUGGAACCCUGCCGGGGAUCGUGCAGCACGUGGACGUCCCGAUCUUGACGUUGGACCAGUGUCGGAACAUGAAGUACCGGGCGUCGAGGAUCACUUCGAAUAUGUUAUGCGCUGGCAAGGGCAAGCAGGACUCAUGCCAGGGUGAUUCGGGAGGUCCGCUACUGGUGCGGAAAGGGGACAAGCACGAGAUCGUGGGCAUCGUUUCGUGGGGCGUGGGUUGUGGCCGGGCCGGUUAUCCGGGGGUGUACACACGAGUGGCCCGAUAUCUGCCUUGGAUUCGGGCCAACAUGGAUGAGACGUGUUUGUGCAAUAAACUGAUGAACUUGGCCCAGUUUCCGGAGAUGAUGGCGUUGCUAUCCAGGGGAAGAGUGCCUUCCCUGGUGGUGAUGGUGGCGGUGAUCUGCUGCUGGAUGCUGGCCACCACCACCCUCGUCGUGGAAGCCAAAUUGGCGGCUCGUGGCAAGUACGAGAUGAUGGCCACUCCAGCGUCCUCAUCGGCGGGCUCCUCAUCUUCCGGCAAGAACUCCGACGAGCACCGGGGCAUCAUCGACAACGUGAAGAUGAUGUUCGGUGGAGGAGCCUCCAACAGGGCACCGGCACACGAUACGCCGGCCAGUGCCUGCAGUUGUCGUUGCGGAGAACGGAACGAUGCGUCGAGAAUCGUUGGCGGUCAGCCAACGGGCAUCAACGAGUUCCCGUGGAUGGCCCGGCUCAGCUACUUCAAUCGGUUCUACUGCGGCGGCAUGCUCAUCAACGACCGAUACGUGCUGACGGCGGCACAUUGUGUCAAGGGCUUCAUGUGGUUCAUGAUCAAGGUGACGUUCGGCGAGCACAACCGCUGCGACGACUCGGUCCGGCCCGAAACGCGCUUCGUGCUGCGUGCGAUCGCGCAAAAGUUCAGCUUCCUCAACUUCGACAACGACAUCGCCCUGCUGCGGCUCAACGACCGUGUCCCGAUAACCGACUUCAUUCGGCCGAUCUGUCUGCCGUCCGACCCGUCCAAGACGUACGUCGGCACGAACGGCACCGUGACCGGCUGGGGCACCCUCAAGGAGGACGGCAAACCGUCCUGCACGCUGCAGGAGGUUGAAGUCCCGGUCAUCGCGAACCACGUGUGCAGCAGCGAAACCAACUACACCUCGUCGAUGAUUACGGACAACAUGAUGUGCGCGGGCUACCUGGGCGUCGGUGGCCGCGACUCGUGCCAGGGCGAUUCCGGCGGUCCGCUGAUUGCGGCCCGACCCGACAAGCGGUACGAGCUGAUCGGAGUGGUCUCGUGGGGCAACGGGUGUGCCCGGCCGUACUACCCGGGAGUUUACACCCGAGUCACGCAGUAUCUGGACUGGAUCAAGGAGAACUCCAAGGAUGGGUGCUUCUGCAGCGAAUGAGUGACGCAGCGUGCGAGCGCGAUGAGAGGAUAAGUGACUGGAGUGUGAGUGCGAGAGUGCAUGAGUUACAUGAUACGGGAGCGCAUUGCUUCCCAACAGCAUUUCUGUGAAACAGCAACGGGAGUUUAGUUAAGCCAUUUAGCGCGUGUGAAAUUUAAUUCUGUUAACUCUAACGAAUCCAUGCAGACCUAGUCUCCGACGCCUGUUCCGGGAAACUGCUCUGCAAUUCGGUGUAACCAAUCGAUAGGCGUAGAUCAAUUACGACCUAGUGAAACGAAACAAACGAAAAAUGACGCGUAACAACAAAGCUAGAUCGAAUCUCGAAAGACUUGAGCAAUAAAUUACAGAGGAAGAAAAAAAAACAACAAA